Oncorhynchus gorbuscha (pink salmon) is the source of this 3750-nucleotide messenger RNA. RefSeq names its product forkhead box protein K2-like. The record is from RefSeq and is a predicted model, not a curated record. NCBI's taxonomy places the organism in Eukaryota, Metazoa, Chordata, Actinopteri, Salmoniformes, Salmonidae. Bases 222 to 2087 code for a protein of 621 amino acids. Gene Ontology annotation, molecular function: DNA-binding transcription factor activity, RNA polymerase II-specific; RNA polymerase II cis-regulatory region sequence-specific DNA binding; protein binding. The transcript is spliced from 9 exons. Gene Ontology annotation, biological process: regulation of transcription by RNA polymerase II.
GUUGGAGCCUUCUCCUAUCCUUUCUCUCUGUGUCGCGGCGUUGGGUUGGAGCCGCUAUCCCUGGUCUGGCACGUUCCCUUAAUUUUUUGUGUUAAAUUUGAUGCCCCCCUUUUAUUUAGAUUCGACCAGUUGCGACGGCAUUUAAAAUACAUACACGGGCAUCUCCGUACCGGUGUUUCUUUUUUAUAAGCAUUUGUCAAAUAUACCAUUUAUCCUGUAAAAUGGCGGUGUUAAGCGGGUCGUCUGGGCCGGUUGCCCGGCUUGAGGGCCGUGAAUUCGAAUACUUGAUGAAAAAGCGCUCGGCGACUAUCGGUAGGAACUCGUCUCAGGGCUCGGUGGAUGUGAGCAUGGGUCAUUCCAGUUUUAUUUCUCGAAGACAUCUCGAAAUAUUUACUGUUAGUGACGAUAGCACUGGUGGUGGAGACUUCUACUUGCGAUGCCUCGGCAAAAAUGGGGUGUUCGUGGAUGGAGUGUUCCUCAGACGGGGUGCCCCUCCUCUACAACUACCACGAAUGUGCACUUUCAGGUUUCCCAGCACAAAUAUCAAGAUCACAUUCACAGCCCUGUCCAGUGGAAAGAGGGAGAAGCGUGAGGCGCCUGAGUCUCCAGUAAAACCAGUCCACAUCUCUCCACUCACCAUAAACAUUCCAGACAACAUCGCCCACCUCAUAAGCCCUCUGCCCUCACCCACUGGCACCAUCAGUGCUGCCAACUCGUGCCCCUCCAGUCCCAGGGGAGCGGGCUUUUCCGGCUACAGGAUGGGUCGCAUCGUCAGCUCUGCAGAGCUACAGCUCAUAAACGACAACUCCCAGUCAGAGAACGACAAGGAGGCCUCAGGAGGGGACAGCCCCAAGGAUGAUUCCAAACCGCCAUACUCAUAUGCACAACUGAUUGUCCAAGCCAUUACAAUGGCACAGGACAAGCAGCUCACACUAAAUGGAAUAUACACUCACAUCACCAAAAACUACCCCUACUACAGGACUGCAGACAAAGGCUGGCAGAACUCGAUCCGUCACAAUCUGUCACUGAACCGCUACUUUAUUAAAGUAGCCAGAUCGCAGGAGGAACCAGGCAAGGGCUCGUUCUGGAGGAUAGACCCGUCCUCAGAGGGCAAGCUCAUGGAGCAGGCCUUCAGGAAACGAAGGCCGCGGGGUGUGCCCUGCUUCAGGACCCCCCUCGGACCCCUCUCCUCCAGGAGUGCCCCAGUCUCCCCUAAUCACUCUGGGGUGCUCUCGGCCCACUCGAGUGGGGUGCAGACCCCUGACAGCCUAUCCCGAGAGGGUUCCCCUGUCCCCAUGGAACCAGAGCCCGCUCCGGCCCUGCCCCCUGGCACGGCAGUCCAGCCCAAACUAGCUGUCAUCCAGGAGGCCCGCUUUGCACAGAGUACACCAGGCUCCCCUCUCAACAGCCAGCCGGUGCUCAUCACAGUUCAGCGUCAGUUACCUCAGACCAUAAAGCCGGUGACCUAUGCCAUGGCAACGCCUGUGACUACCAGCACCAACCAGAACCAGCAGCCCGUCAUGCAGACGGUGCACGUUGUCCACCAGAUCCCUGCCAUGUCUGUCACUAGCGUGGCCGGGCUCAGCACCGCCAACACCUACACAGUGGCCACCCCCACCAUGGUCACCCUCCAGACUGAGCCCCAGGAGAACGGAGACUACUCAGAGGCCAAAGUAAAAGUAGAAUCUGUUCCAACCAUCUCCCACGCCUCUAUGGUCGGUGGCAGUCGCAUCAUCCAGACGACCCAGUCGGCCACGCCCUUUAAGACGCUGACCUUAGUGCAGCAGCAGCCGGCCCUGGGCCAGCACCAGCUCCCCAUAAAGACCAUCGCUCAGAACGGCACCCACCUGAUGCCAAUGCAGGCCGCUGCAGCCACAGCUGUUGCGAGUCCUCUCCACUUGCUGGCCACUCACGCCUCUGCUUCAGCCUCCCUCCCGACCAAACGACAGAACGGAGCCCAGACGGCCAGCGAUCAGCCCAACGCUAAGCGCAUCAAAACAGAGGGGGCCAGCGCCACCCCCACCGCAACACGCGUAGCAGAUACGGACUCGUCGGCAGCCAAUGACCAAGCCAGCCACCACAACUAGUCUUCUACAACACCACCAUCUUGUUCUUUUCUCCUUUCCUACCAUUUAUUUCCCCCUUCUUCCAUUGACUCCCAAGGUGCCAAAAGGAGAGGAUUUUCAGUUGGUUUAACCAUUGUAGAGGAAUGGAAAAUAUUGACCACCCCUUUAAAAAAUAAAAAAAAAAGACUGAAGAGAAUAUUUAGUUGAGAUUUGAAAAAAGGACCACUAGGACAAAGUAGAACUCUAAUUUGAAGGUCCCCUGUGAGACAUCGCCACGGAGGAGGAUGACGACUACUCCAAGACCACAGGAAGCCUUAACAACAAUUAACCUUUAACAUGAUGAGCUGAACUUUGACCACCUGCAGCGAGCAGUUUAACUGAGGCCCAUGUUAGCCCGGCGGUCGCACGGUACCUCUGUCUCAACUACCUCAGUGCAGAUUGGGGGCCACGGUCAAGGGCACCACUCAACGGACCCAUGGGAUGACUGGACGAAGUGACCAACUAGCAGCAUGAGAAGCAUUUGACCCAAACAUGACAAUUCCUGGACCUUUGGCAGCUAGCCUUUCAUAUACUGACCUAGCCUUACUGCUGCUGUAAGUAGAAAUGCAGUAUUUUGUUCAUAUGUGGACCAUAGGAUCUGUUUUGGAUGUAUUUUCAUUUAUAUAGGUUAAAAAAAGUGCUAAUAAUUGAAAUAAAGAAAGCAUUACAGCAGUGGGGUCUGACAUUUCAAUCACUCCACCUGAACUUCAACAUUCUCGCUGUUACUUUGUAUGUGGACUUUUUUUCUGUUCAGUGUCGUUUCUUUUCACAAUUCUAUCAAUGGAGUGUCCCCCCCCUCCGUCAUGUGUGUGUGUGUGUCCCCCCCUCCGUCAUGUGUGUGUGUGUGUCCCCCCCCUGUCAAAUCCACGUUCUGUCAUAUCCAAAUCCAUUUCCUUUGUUACACUUACAUAUUUUCAUACUUGCACAGAUAACCAGUAAGAUAUAAACAUAUUAAUUCCAUGUGUAGUUGGUCAGAUGCCUCCUCAUCGAGCUUUCAUGUAACAGACUACAGAAAAGUACCCGAGCCGUUAACGCUUGAAUCCUUAGUUGAAACUGUACCAAAAGUGGUCACUCCGCCUGUGUUUGGUCAAAAGCUGAGGGAUGGGCCUGGAGAAAUGUAACCACUCUCAGAUUGACAUCAAGGACUGAUUAUCCAUGAUAUCAGAAUUGUGGUUUUAACCAUGUUUUGAGACUAUACCGUGCUUUACAUUUACAUUGUUUACAAACAUUGGCGUAAGAACAAGUUUAUAUUUUGAUGGGGUACGAGAGUUGAAGUAAGCUCAUUAGGCGUUUAAGUUAUUAUUCAAGAUUAGAUGGGUAUAUAUCAUUUAUUUAAGUCAGAAAAUGGAUGUAGCAACUAAGGAUUCUAGCUUUAACUGUACAUUUAACAGAAGAAAAGAGCUGCUUAAAACCAGACUACAUCUGCAGUUGGUAAAAUGUUUUUUUUGUUCUUAUCCUUGGCUGUGGUGACUUCGGUGUGUGGACAGACCCUUUGCUUGAUUAUUGAAUUCUGUUCCAACAACCUGACGAGUCUGUCUUCAGAUGGUAUAUGUUCCAAACUAAAGAAGAUACAAGUGAUGGAUAUUUGUUCCGCUUCAGUGGAUAAAUGCUUUUUUUUAUUUUAUAUAAAUUAAUUUAAAACCUU